AUGGACCCGACCAGUGACACGAUCGAGUACACGAUCAAUGCGCCCAUCGUUCAGACGAUCAUCGGAGAGCUGUUCUUCAACACCGACGCGAUCGAGGCACACAGCGACGACGAAGAGGAAGAGGACGUGGCGUCAGCAGCGUUCCACAGAAUCGUCAAGCUAGCCAAGCAGAAGAAACACGCCAUGUUGUUGUUUAAGCCGGCAGAGCUAGCAGCGGAGGGGGCGGCGUCGUACACAGUGACGAUCAAGAAUCCGAUGCGAUUUCAUCUAGUAAUUGAUCAUAUUAGUGCAGGAAUUUCAUUUAAGCAGACGGCUCUCGCAAUCGGACACGCCAAAAACCGGGCCCAACUGCCAAAGCUGGCCGGCAUCAACGACUUCAUAGUCGGCAAGUUCGUCCGGGUGCAAGUAGCAGUCGCGCUGCAACUUAUUGCCGACAUGCUCAGCAACGACGACCAGGUCUGGGCGUUCUCUUUGGCCGGUGACGUCAGCACACACCGCGGACAUUCGUUCUUCGACAUACGCAUACGCUUGUACUGGCACGGCCGGCUCCUCAACCUGCAUCUGUUCGCGCUCCCCAUGUUCGACCGCCACACCGCCGAGAAUAUGUUCAACAUUAUUGCCAAGCUCAUGGACGCGCUCUUCCCGAAUUGGCGGGCAAAGUUGAUCGGCGUGUCGAGCGACGGCGAGAAUACGAUGACCGGGAGCCACCGCGACCUCGUCACGAGCCUGUGUCGGCCGCCGAGUACAAUGUCAUGCGCGUAUGCUACCGCGCCGGCCAUUAACGCGAUCAACAUCACAUUUGCCCUGCUGCAGAACCGGUCUCUGCUCUCCACACUGGCGCAGCAAGAGGCCCACAUCAUGGUACUUGUCGCCACGAUCAAAACCAUGUUCGAACUCAAACUCAUCGAUCAGGACGAUGCCGACGCGGAGGAGGACAACGAAUUCGUGCGGUUUAAGGCAAUGCGUGUCCGGACCGGCCAUCUCGUCACCCUGAUCGAGGAAGAGGGAUCAAUGGCUCACCUGCAAGCCGUGAGGGCAGAGAGCGACGACAACAACUUGCCGCGGGUGAUCGUGUCGCCACCGAAUCUACCUGGUGAACUGAUCGGACUUCGGCCGGCCCACUUCAUUCGCGAUGUGCUGGACCCGCACCGUGAUCGUAUUCUACGCUUCUGGUCUGCUGAGGACAUCGACCAGGUCGAGGAGGAUCAUCGCCAGAUGUUCGCCGUCUACAAGAACGUUCCCAUCCUGCGCUGUGCCAUCGACGAGCACGAUGUCAAGACAACCUUUGACGACGCCUGGGACGUGGCGCCUGGCAAAUAUCUGCGACUGCGCACGUUUUGCGGUGGACUGGCGACCGUCUUUCCGAACACGACUUCGGUCGAAUCAUAUUUUUCAAUUCUGAAAUGGGAGGCGGACUCGAACAGGACGGACCUGAUGCAUCUUUCGCUUGAAGUAAUUUUCCAAGCGAAGCAGUGCGCUUUGCUGCAGUAA
Hyaloperonospora brassicae is the source of this 1491-nucleotide messenger RNA. Lineage: Eukaryota; Oomycota; Peronosporomycetes; Peronosporales; Peronosporaceae. The record is from the annotation of a GenBank genome assembly.